This is a messenger RNA of Onychostoma macrolepis, 5724 nucleotides long. RefSeq names its product NACHT, LRR and PYD domains-containing protein 1 homolog. Gene Ontology annotation, biological process: inflammatory response; regulation of apoptotic process; innate immune response. NCBI's taxonomy places the organism in Eukaryota, Metazoa, Chordata, Actinopteri, Cypriniformes, Cyprinidae. Gene Ontology annotation, cellular component: cytoplasm. The record is from RefSeq and is a predicted model, not a curated record.
ACAUGCAAACAUUUUAUGAUUUAUUGGUAUUUAAAGUUUAUUUCAACUGUUGUAAAGUAGAGGGACACCACUUGCCACCACAAAUGAAGAAUGACUCAAACACAAUACAGUAAGAGGCAACCCAUGACAAACAUCGAAACUGCUUUCAUUUUAGAAGGCGGAAGUCCUGCUGCUCUUUGAAUAACAAAUUCCGUUACACUGAGUGAGUUUUGCGCUUGUGUGUUAGACACGUUAGAUUUGAGAAAAAAGUAGCCUACCUGGCUGAUUAUAUUAUAUUAUUGUUCGCGGAUCAAGGUCUGUUAUCCGACACGAUGAGCAGCUUUGAGGCCCAGUUUGUGGAUAUAAACUGCGCAGCGCUUAUUCAGAAGGUUACCUCAGUGAAGGCAAUAGCAGAUGAACUAACAAAAAAGGACGUGAUACAUGAUGAAACAUAUUCAGAGAUCAGAGCAGAACAAACCAACCAGGGCAAAAUGAGAAAGCUAUUUGAAGCACUACAUGCUGGAGGAGACAAAGCGAAAAAUGACUUUUAUUAUGCGCUGAGAAAUCAUGAGCCAUUCCUCGUCAGAGACCUGGGUGGUUACAGUUGGAAACACAAGCUUCCUGAUCCUGAUUCCAAAGUAGCAACCAGACAUAAAAGUUGGAGUGACAUGAUUCUUAAGUAUAAAGCAUCAGUCACUGAUAAAUGUAAGUUUGUGAUCGAGUUUAAUCUUCCAUCUGAUGAAUGUGUGGAGCUGGCAGGCCGUUAUACUGAACCAGUGAUCAUUCAGAAUAGCAAAGAGCAAGCUGAGAAAUACUAUCAUGAAUGGGUGAGGUCCGUACACCCUUUUGGACUAAAGCCAUCAUCUCAACUGUUAUCAAAUGACAAGAAUCACAGCAUCAGAAUAGACCAGCUGUUCAGUCCCGACAGUGAUGGAAACACACAAACUGUGAUUCUCAGUGGAGAUCCAGGCAGAGGGAAAUCCUUCAUGUUACAGAAGAUCAUGUUGGACUGGGCUUCUGGAGGACUUUACUCUGAAAACUUUGAUGUAAUUUAUCUUUUGAAGUGUGAUGAGGUGAAGUGUCUUUCCCAGGAGAUGAGCUUGAAUCAGCUCUUGAGCUGGAGCUGCAGCUUAACAUCACAUCAGAUCUCACAGACACUGGAGUUAACACCAGAGAAAGUCCUCAUCCUCAUUGAUGGAAUUGAUGAGUUCUCAUUUGAUCCAUGCAUUCAAAUAUCAUCACCCUCUAAUCCAUCGCAGCAAGCUCUACCAAUGGACAUUCUUAGGAGUCUGCUGGAUGGACAGAUCCUGCCUGAGUCUUUCCUGCUGGUUACCACCAGAUCAGAUGCUGAUACAGUGAUGAAUCUCCUCAAGGGUCCUCAGCGUUUCACUGAGAUUAUGGGCUUCUCUGAGAGAGGGGUGCAGGAGUACUUCCAGAAGUUCUUUCAGGAUGAGAAACUCUUCAGGAAAACAUAUGAGAGUGUGACGAUAAAUGAAAGCCUCCUGACUGCCUGCUCUGUGCCUUUGCUGUGUUGGAUGGUCUGUUUUUGUCUGAAGAAACACUUCACAGAUUAUGAUCAUGUGAUGAGAGAACUAAAGACAACCACCUCCAUAUAUGUGCACUUUGUGUCCACUCUACUGGAGCAUCAUGACCAGAGUCAGUCUGUCCUCACCAUGCUGAGGAGUCUGGGUCAGCUGGCAGAGGAAGGGAUGAAGAAGCAGCAGGUCUUUUUUGAUGAAAAGAGUGUAGCCAAGAAUGGUUUAGAUCCUGCUACUAGUGUGUUCUUGUAUAAAGGUAGUUUAAAAAUAAAAGACAAACAAGAGCCAGUAUUUAGGUUUAUGCAUUUCAGCUUUCAGGAGUUCUUCACUGCUCUUUAUUAUGUUUUACUGGAUGAGGAAAUGUCCUGGUGGAAAAUCUGUGAGCUGGUUGACAGGGUGGAAAUGAGGGAUGCAAUCUACAGGCCAUCACCAGAAAGAUCAAAUCCCUUUCUUUCAGUCAUGAUGUUUCUCUGUGGUCUCUUAAAUGAGGAGGUGAGCAGCUCACUCUUUGAAAAGAUUAAGGAAACUGUUCCUUACAACAUGAUACUGAAGAAAACACGGCAAGGAAGUCUUCUAAGAAUGGCAAUAUACCAUGAAUGUGAACAGUUAUUUUGUGAUGAGGUGAAGUGUCUUUCCCAGGAGAUGAGCUUGAAUCAGCUCUUGAGCUGGAGCUGCAGCUUAACAUCACAUCAGAUCUCACAGACACUGGAGUUAACGCCAGAGAAAGUCCUCAUCCUCAUUGAUGGAAUUGAUGAGUUCUCAUUUGAUCCACGCAUUCAAAUAUCAUCACCCUCUAAUCCAUCGCAGCAAGCUCUACCAAUGGACAUUCUUAGGAGUCUGCUGGAUGGACAGAUCCUGGCUGAGUCUUUCCUGCUGGUUACCACCAGAUCAGAUGCUUGUACAGUGAUGAAUCUCCUCAAGGGUCCUCAGCGUUUCACUGAGAUUAUGGGCUUCUCUGAGAGAGGGGUGCAGGAGUACUUCCAGAAGUUCUUUCAGGAUGAGAAACUCUUCAGGAAAACAUAUGAGAGUGUGAAGAUAAAUGAAAGCCUCCUGACUGCCUGCUCUGUGCCUUUGCUGUGUUGGAUGGUCUGUUUUUGUCUGAAGAAACACUUCACAGAUUAUGAUCAUGUGAUGAGAGAACUAAAGACAACCACCUCCAUAUAUGUGCACUUUGUGUCCACUCUACUGGAGCAUCAUGACCAGAGUCAGUCUGUCCUCACCAUGCUGAGGAGUCUGGGUCAGCUGGCAGAGGAAGGGAUGAAGAAGCAGCAGGUCUUUUUUGAUGAAAAGAGUGUAGCCAAGACUGGCUUAAAAAUAAAAGACAAACAAGAGCCAGUAUUUAGGUUUAUGCAUUUCAGCUUUCAGGAGUUCUUCACUGCUCUUUAUUAUGUUUUACUGGAUGAGGAAAUGUGCUGGUGGAAAAUCAAUAAUCUGCUUCACAGGGUGGAAAUGGGUAAUGAAAUCUACAGGCCAUCACCAGAAAGAUCAAAUCCCUUUCUUUCAGUCAUGAUGUUUCUCUGUGGUCUCUUAAAUGAGGAGGUGAGCAGCUCACUCUUUGAAAAGAUUAAGGAAACUGUUCCUUACAACAUGAAACUGAAGAAAACACUGCAAGGAAUUCUUCUAAGAAUGGCAACAUACCAUGAAUGUGAACAGUUAUUUGUUCUCUACUGUCUGUAUGAGCUCCAAGAUGAGAGAUUUGUCAGGGAAACUCUGCAAACACGCAGGUUCAUGAAUCUGUAUAACGUUUCUCUGAGGAGCACAGACUGUUGGGUGCUGCUGUACUGUCUUCAGUGCUGUCCACACAUCAGAGACCUGAACCUCAUGUACUGUGAUUUAACAGCCGAGAAACUCAAGAUUCUUCAGCCAGCGCUCUGUAUGUGUGAGACUAUGAGGUUGUCAGUGGAGCACCUGUUAGAAGCUGGAGAUUUGAUCCGAAGUCUUGGUGAAUCAGAAAUCUUGAGAUGGCUGAGAGUUCAAGAGGAUGAAUACAGUGCUGAGAGUCCCAGAUGGUCACUUGACCUGUUUGUCGGUCGUGGAGAUGUCUCUUUGUCUUUGAGCUCCUCAGAGAAGAAUCCAUUAUUUCCAGCAGUCUUAAACAUGAGUCUUAAAUGUCCACAAUCAGAGAUAUCCAGCACUGACUGGACACUCUUCUUACAGAAACUCAGCAAGACAGGAAAAUUAGCAGAUGACUCUUCAGCUCUUGAUGAGCAUGUCAGUUUGCUGCUGUCUUCAUUUCAUUCUGUGGGUUUGAAGGUGCUGCAUCUGAAGCUGGUCAGUCUGAAUAAGAGCUGGGCUUCUGGGAUCAUUUCGCUCGCCCAGACCUGCACCAGUCUACAGCAGCUCAUUGUCAGUGUCACUGGAUUGAUUUUGGAGGAGGGUCUCAUGUUACUGAAGAACUCGCUGACGGAUCCACACUGCUCUGUGAUCAUUGAAGGGAGGAAGUGCAGUAAACUCACUGAUCAGUGCAAAGAACAGGACUGGAGUCACAGCUGUAAUGAGAAAGUGGAGAUUCACUUCAAACCAAAGGGUUUGAAAAAGAUAAAAGGGCUGAACAUCUCUGAACCGUCUGGACUGAAUCUUCAGCCGCUCCCAGUGUGUCAGUCUUGUGUUCACAUUGUUGACUCUGAUCAGUGGGUUCAGGUGGAGCCAUCAGUCUGUACAGAUGAAGGAGGGUCAGAGUUCAGGAUCAGCACCCCGGCGGGUCGAUUCGAGUGCAGCAGGACCAGAAUGCGAUGGGUCUGUGCUGGUGACGUCACUCUCCAGUACCGUGCAGUGGAUGGACGUUUCCUCAGAGAAGAGCUGGAGAGACUUAAGUAUGAGCGAAUUGGUCCUGUGAUUGAUGUGACAGUGAUCUCAGGGAAACUGGAGGAGGCUCAUCUGCCUCAUUACGCCUGUUUAGCAGAGUCAGACCCCUCUCUCAGAGAGGCUGUGAAGCUCCUCAGCACAAGAGAUGAAGGAAUAUAUUUUCAAUCUGUAGAGUUGACCCGUUAUCACGCUAAAAUAGUCCAACCAUCCUUUUCUCCUGCAACACCAGUGCUUAUCAAACUAGGGAUAGCAGUAAAAGUUCACUGUGAUCUACUGAUCUUCAUGACACACAAGAACCCCAUCAUUCUCCAUGUGUAUUUUUUACCAAUAGAUUCUGUUUUUGAAGAAAAAAUUAAAACAAAGAAAAAAUCGUGUCAUCAAAUCAUUCUUUCAAGACCUGAAACCCCACUGCAGAUGAAGAAACAACACAGUCUUGAGGUUCCUGGCGCUUCUGUCCAACCCAAAGCAAUCAAAUUAAGAGGAGACAUUGAGCCAAACUUCUUUCAGGUCAAACAUCCUGUGGUCGAUGACAUCAAUAUGUCUCUCAGCCGAGUGGAUGAUCAGAAAUCAGUUUGGACUGCAACGAUUUGGAAAAAAUUAAUCAACAUGCAUCCAAACAGGACUGAGACUUUGUUUCAAUCUGGACAAAACCAAAAUACACCACGAUUGACUGUCAACUUUGAUAAAGUUCAGUUUUUUGAUAGAAACUGGUGUGCUCUUAUUAAAAGUGUUGAGAAUGUGAAUAACAUCGCAGACAAACUGCUGCAGAAGCAAAUCAUUCAUGAAGAAUUAUAUUCUGAAAUCACACAUCCUAAUUCAACCAGUGAAGCCAGCAUGAGGAAGAUCUGCAGCAUAGUGCGUAAAGGUAGUGACACUGUGAAAGAAAUGUUCAUCUCCAUUCUUCUGGAAGAAGAUCCCGACCUUUUAAAUCAUCUGCCUUUACCUGAAUCUUAACCUUUUUUUGCUCGAUGAUUCUACAUUGUAUUUUACAUGAUUUGGGAAAUGAUGUAAACUACAAAAGACCAAUGCACUGGAGAGCUCGCCCUACCAUACUUUUGAAGAAUAGUAUUUUAGUUACUGUUGGAAUUAAAGAACAUUCAAAUGCUCUGCUUGCCUGUAAAAAUGAGAUUCAAACAACAGAUAAGUCCUUGUCCGAUAAGAACACUGAACAAGGUGAAUGAUAAAUAUUUCUGUACAGGUUUUAUUUCUACAUGGUUCUGUUGUAAAUGUUACUGUAUCAACCACUUUGACAUAGUAUAACCACUUUUUUAUAAUCUAAAUGUGACAUUAAAAAACUAGAGAGAUUUUUGUCACAACUAUAUAUACUAACUGGAAGGUAACUAGUGGUAGUAAUGCUAUUUAAAUAAAUACAAAUAAACCUGCAGUUUUGUAUCGAAAGAUA